UGUAGCACCAAGAUCCUCCGAAUGAUAUUUGUUUUCUUAAGCAUGAACCGUACUUCAUAUCAGCACCUCCAGUGGAGGUUUUAGAGAAUUUCUUAUAACUUAAAAAAAAAACAAAAAAGGAGGAAGAAUGCAAUUCUUUAUAUAUAGGAAUUCAUACACACCCAUUAACCAUUUGUAUCUUUUAUAUUAGUUAGAGCAUCUCCACUGACGUUCUAGCAAAAGUUCUCAACAUUUAAAGACAACAAUAAUAAUUAAAGAGAAAAUUUCUAUGAUAGCGCUUUUUAAAUUUUUGUCACAAACAUAUUUUUCAAUGAAAAAAAUGACCAAAAUUUUUUUUCUUAAAGAAUAAAAAUACAUUUAUACCCUAAAAUUAACUAAUACUUAUAGUUUAAAGUUAAAGGAUGAGAUUUUGAGGAUAAUGUUUCAAAUUUUUAAAAGUAAAAAAUAAAUAUUAAAUUUUUUAAAAUAAAAAGAGGUUAUUUUGAUCAUUUUUCUUAUUGAAAGACUAUUUUUGUGAUAGAAACUUAAAACAACUAUUUGAGAGAAUUGCCCAUAAUUAAAACUAUAGAGAACAAAGAAACAUUUUCAUUUGAGAGCUUUUAAGAGCAUGAUUAAAAUUGGUAUUUAUAAUAAUAAAAAUAUAUCAAAAAGUAGGAGAGAAAAAUUCUAAAUUGGAAAACCGUUCUUUGCAUGAAAACUUUCACAACAUUGUAAGAAACUAUUUUACAGGUGGUUUACUCUAAUUGGUUCUAUUUUUUUUGUUUAAAUUUUGAAAAAUCGUAAAUUUAUUAAUAUUUUAUUUGUUAUUGAGAGUUUUUUGCUGACAAAGAUGCUCUAAGAACAUAUUGGAAAUUUUAACUGGCGGAAUUAAAACAUCACACUAUUACAUUUGAAUUGAUUUUACAAAAUUAAAACAUAACUGAGUAACUAUAAUAUUAAUAUAUAUUUUUUUCUAUGAGAAAUCCAUAAAAAUUCGAACCGAUAGUGUUGCUCUUAUUUUUUUUUAAAACAUUAAUGGUUUAUCCAAAUUAUAAGAAAAUAUUAAUAUUUAAUUUUCUUUACCCAUUUGAAAUUCUUGAAUGUGAUGUUCUUGUGAUAAGCUACAAAGAGAGGCAUGUGCAGUAGAGGUUUUUCAAAGGUAAUAUCUCACAAAUUAUAAGAAUAUAUAAUGGUGAGUUGUGAGAGUCUCUCAUUUGAAAAACCCUCACAUGGGUUUCUAAAUUUUAUUGAAAAUUUUAUAUUUAUGUUUUUUUUGUCAGUUUCUCCAUUUAUAUAUUUAUAUAAAUUUUGAGAUACUCCUCUUGAGAAACACCUAUUUUUGACGGUCUGGUUAUACACAACAAUAAUAUCUUAAACAGUUUUUUUUUAAUUAAAAAUUAUAUAAUGUACAAGAUAAGAGAUAAAGAAAACUAUGAGUGAAAAGAUAGAGAUUUCUCAUUUGAAAGACUUCAAGAAAAUAUGAGAAAAUGGUACAAUAGUUGUAAAGUUAUUAUUGCUCUGAUUUUUAUUGGGAAAAUCGCAUAAAAAACUUUGAAAGUGUCACUUACUAGCACUUUAAACCUUGAAUACUUUUCACUAACACUUUUAACCUUCAAAGUGACAUUUUUAUCAUAAAAAACCUCCAAAGAAGAAAAAUGACCGGCUGAACAGGUUAAAAACAGUUUUUUUUCAAAAAUAAUUAUUUAAUUAAUAAAUAAACAAAAAAAUUAAUAAAAAUCGAAAAAUUUAACAAAAAAACUUAUAAAUUAAAAAAAAGUGAGAAAAAUAAAUAAAGAUUUAGAACACUAAAUAAAAAAUAACUAAAAAUUCAAAAAUAAAUAAGAUCAAAUUAAAAUAGAGAAAAAAUAAUAAUAAAUUUCAAAAAUUGAAAAUUCAAAAAAGUUUUUUUUUUCAUUUUCAAAUAUAAUGUCGGAAAUUAUCAUUGGAGAUAUGCCAAAAACCGUCAUUGGAGAUAUGUCGGAAAUAACGGUUUUUGGUAUAUCUCCAAUGAUACGGUUUUUGGCAUAUCUCCAAUGAUAAUUUCUGACAUUAUAUUUGAAAAUGAAUGUUGAUAAAAAAAAUUCAUUUUCAAAUGAAUUUGUUUUUUGAAUUUUCAUUUUUUUUGAAAUUUAUGAUUUUUUUUUUUAUUUUUCUCCAUUUUAAAUUGAUCUUAUUUAUUUUUUGAAUUUUUUUUGUUAUUUUUUAUUUAAUUUUUUAAAUCUUUAUUUAUUUUUUGAUUUUUUUUUUAAUUUAUGAGUGUUUUGUUUAAUUUUUUCGAUUUUUAUUAAUUUUUUGUUUAUUUUAUUAAUGAAAUAAUUAUUUUUUUUUUAAAAAAAAACUGUUUUUAACUUGUUCAGCCGGUCAUUUUUCUUUUUUGGAGGUUUUUUAUGAUAAAAAUGUCACUUUGAAGGUUAAAAGUGUUAGUGAAAAAACUUCAAAGUUUAAAAUGUUAGUAAAUGACACUUUCAAGGUUUUUUAUGCGAUUUUUCCGAUUUUUAUUGUAUUUAAUCAUAGUAAAACAAAUAUUAAUUUUAUAUUCUCAAAGACUCUUGCUAGAAUUUUCGUUGAUGAGGACGGUCCAAUAAUAUAUAUUGAAAACAACCUCCUUCGAUGAAAUAAAAUGUUGACGUGCUUUGUUUUAUAUACAAACUAGUAUUAACGCCAUGGUUCGCAUGGGAAUAUUUUUCCGUAUCAAAUAUUUUGUUUUAUAUGACUAAAAUGUAUGUAUAAAAUAACUUCGAUUUAUAAGAAAGAGGUGUGUAUAUCAAGAACGAAAACAUUAAAACAUUGCCUUAGAGAAUAUAUAAAAUCAUUGAUCUUCCUAUUAUUCAUGGUAGUUAAGAGAAUACAAUGGAGUUGAAAAUAAAAUUUAAUCAUUGUGUAUUAAUAUAUCAAACAUCUAAAAGAAAACAUUGUGUAUUGGAAAUAUUGCAGUAAUAUAAACGUGUACCUGCUAAUAUUUAUUUGUGCUUAUCCUAAAAUUUAAUUAUUAUUUGUACUUUAUCAUAUAAGGGAUCCGGUUAGUUUCAAACCGGUGACUCGGUGAGUUGUUGUUUUCAACAUACACAUUACAUCAAAAAUGGGGCGGACGCAGAGCAUUAGUGGGUGUCCCACCCUAAUUUUUUUUCAUUAAUAAUUUUUUUUUCAUUUAUAAUUAGUGCAAGUUUGUUCUAUGUACAUAUAUGCUAAGGUUUUAGUUAUAAGAGAAUGGUUGUGUGACCCAUACCAAAAGGAAUCCCUGAUCCGCCCACGAUACACAUGCAGAGUUUUCUUUCUUUUACGGCUGACACAUGCAAGUUCCUACUAUAAUUAAACAUCAAAUUAAUAUUUUAAUAUUUUGCACUCAGAUCUAAACCCUAGACUUAAAGAAAGAAAACGUCUCGUCUAUGUUAAAUGCUAGUAUUAAAAACAAAGUUAAAAAUCCCUAAGAUGAAAUAAAUAAAUGUGAUUUUGGAAGAAGAAAGAGGGAUCUCUUUCUUUAAUAUUUUUUCUCGCUCUCACUAAACACUCCUUGGUUUACCAGAGCAUUUUGAAAGAAGAAAUAGAGAUCUCUUCGUUUCCAUUGUUGACGUACAGAAUUAGACAAAGAGGAAGGAGCUGGUAAAACAGAUUCUUGUCGAAAGAGGAGAAAAUGACUAUGAUCAAGAGUAUGCUCUCUCCCAUUCCGUCACAGCUAUGAGCUGUUUUAAACUCCCAAUUUCCUUGUGUAAACAGAUCCAAUCCGCAGUUACUAUAUUCUGGUGGGACGAUCAGGAUGGACGGAACAAAAUGGCAUGGCUUUCAUGGGAAAAAAUGACAUAGCCAAAAGAUAUAAGAGGUUUUGAAUUUAGAGACUUCCAAGCUUUCAAUGAUGCUUUUCUAGGCAAAUUGAGCAGGAGGAUACUCAACAAACCUGAGCUCUUGCUAUCGAGGAUCUUAAUGGGGAAGUACUGCCCCUCGGAAAGCUCCAUGGCCGUGACACAAAAAACAACAACUUCUCACGGGUGGCGCGGAAUCCUGCUAAGCAGUGGGUCGUCGGAAAUGGCUCCUCUAUUCGAAUCUGGGAUGAUGCGUGGCUCAGCCUCACUGCUCAACUGUGACCAACAGGACCAGCUACAGAAGCAUCAGCAACGUGCACCGUUAUUGACUUAGUUUAUUGAAGGAUCAAGAAGCUGGAAUGUUGAGAAGAUCAAACAAUUGUUGCCACAAUGGGAAGAUGUCAUAAAAACCAUCACACCAAGUGAUAUUGAAAUAAAAUCACUUUCAAAACAAUAAUAUUUUAAUAUCAUAUCAUUAGAUAAUUAACUUUUAAUUAUUUAGAAAAAUCAUUUCAAAAACAAUACAUGGCAAUCGAAUUUCUAAAGAGGUUCUCAUGUUUUAUUUUAAUUUUUUGUUUUCUUAAAUAUUGAAAUACUCUCUUAGAUAUUUCCAUUGGAAUUGCUCUUAUGAUUUGAAACUAAUUUUGAUAAUAAAAAAACUCCAAAGUUUUUUUUGGUCAAAGAUCAAAAUUAAUUAGUUUUAAAUACUAAAUAUUUGAGGAGAUUAUCUAAUAAUAAUUUCUGGUCUGUAUGUCUAAUAAAAUGUCAGAGCCUCAUAUUUCUUUGCAUAUUAGAAGAAUGUACUUUACAAUUUAGAUUCAAUUCUUUUACAAAAGAAUAAUAAAUUUCUAUCUAUUCACAUAUGCCAAAAAGGAAACACAACAUGUAAUUCAAAAUUUCUAAGGUCAAAAGGAAAUAAAAAUCAAGUAGUCAAGAAAAUAAACUACUUAAUAUGACUAAACAUUAAUUCCUUCAUGUCUUUCAUAAGCUCCAUUUUUCAUUUUUAAUAUCUCUCAUUGUCAUCUCUUGCUUUAGUUUUUCUCUCAUCUUCUUUGAUUCAAAAGCCAUGAAGAGACACUCAUCAUCAUCGUCAUCAUCAUUACCUGAUGCAAACAUCAUAAACCUACAACAUCCUAUCGUUCAUAAUGAUUGUAUCAGCGAACUCCCAGACGAUCUAUUACGAAUGAUCCUUUCAAAAUUGUCCACCGAAGAAGCUGUGAUGACAAUUCUUUUAUCAUCACUAUGGAUGGAUUUGUGGAAAUGGAGACCUCAUUUCGUCUUGGAUAUGAGAAGGAUCUUGGACAAAACCCCCACCAAACUUUGGCGCAACGUUUCCGCUCAGUUGGCUAGUUCAAUGGAAAAGACUUUCAACAAACACCGCGGCGACCUAGAGAGCUGCAUUAUCACAUCCCGAACAUCCCGAUGUGAUUAUCGUACGCUUCAAAAUUGGAUCCGACGUGCGACUCGUGUGAAACACACUAAAGAUCUCACACUAAACUACAUUCAUGGUCGUAAGAGAUGUUACAGAGGAACACAUGUGCUCCACACAUCCCCACAAAUAUUUUCCCAUCAUAGCCUCACUUCACUGUCACUUAGUGGAUAUAGUCUACUAAAUGCUCGUGCCUUCAAUAAUUGUGGGAAUCUUAAGACCCUCAAGCUUUUGAACAUGUGCCUCUUGCGGGUUAGUACCCUUAGCAGCGUUUUGGCAGCUUGCUCCUCCCUCGAGGUGAUUGUGUUGCAAAUCGCUUUCUUAACCGGGUUUGGUGUGUUGAAGAUCGAGAACAAAUAUGUGAAGUUCUUGCAAGUGACUUUCCCUAACUAUGUUGAGAGGAUCGAAGUGAAUGCACCCAGUCUAGAUGUUCUAGACAUCAGGGAUAUCAAAUGUGAGAGCAAGAAUAACUUCAUCCUCACUGCUCCUAACAACCAGUUUAACAGAAACCAUUGGGUUUCUAGGUGUGUUUAUCGUCCUCACAUCAGCUAUAAUGUAUCAGAACUUUCUAAGGAGACAAGAAACAUUUGGCAUGAGCUCCUGGUGAGUGACUUUCACGGUAUGACCACAAGGCAUGGAACUUUAUCGGUGAGUGUAGACAUAACUAGUCCUAAAGAAGUGGAGAUAUUGAAGGAACUUUUGCUUAUGUGGACUACUUACACAAUGAUAGAGCUUGAGAUUUUGUUCAAGACCAACAAUGCUUAUAGGGAAGAAGAAGGUGAAUGUUAUAGUGACGGCAUAGCAAAUGAGAAGUUGUGGGAGGAUGCAAACCCGUUUCCUAACACUGAUUUUCGCGUUUAUAAGGUGUGGAUGUAUAACUUUAAUGGUUCGAGUAAGGAAGAGUUUGCGUUUGCUUCACGUUUUGUGAUGCAAAAGACUGUGAUGAUGAAGAUGAUGAUCGAGACUUCGUCGUAUCCAUCGAUGAAGAAGUUAGAGGUAGAAGCAGCUGUGGCAAAGCUAAUGGAACUUCCUAAAGGCAAUGAAGAGCUUAGUAUUGAGUGCUUCUGAUGAGAGUUCGGUUCUAGUCUUUCCAUAAUCUAUUUAACUAUAAACUAUGAUACUAGCUUUUUUCUUUGUUAAUGUAAGGAUUAUAUGGUUUUGAAUUUUGGAUUAUUGUAUUCCGAAUUUAUGUGACAAAGGAUUGAGAUUAUGCUUGGUCUUAAUUUUAAUAUUAUAUGAUUUGUUUCAUGGCGCUCUUCUUUUGGUUAAUGUUUUCUUAAAUGUGGAUUAUUGUUAUUCCAAAGUACAGAUGCAAAUCAAUCUCACAUACUCAAUACAUUUGAGUUUAUAAACCUUUAUAUAUAUUAUUCAAUUUAUAAACUCUUAUAAAUAAGAUGAUUACUUUUCUUCCUUUUACAACUUAAUCGGCGUUUGACAAAGGCUUAUUUGAGCAAUCUCUUAAAGACAGAAUUUUGCCCCUACAGUGGUGUAUGUAGUUC
Messenger RNA from Brassica rapa (field mustard), 6704 nucleotides. RefSeq names its product F-box protein At3g60790. Gene Ontology annotation, molecular function: protein binding. The record is from RefSeq and is a predicted model, not a curated record. NCBI's taxonomy places the organism in Eukaryota, Viridiplantae, Streptophyta, Magnoliopsida, Brassicales, Brassicaceae.